CACGGGUUGACUACCUGUGGGGGGCUGCUAAACGAAUCUUGCAAUUCGCGGAGGGAAUUUCAACCGCGACGGAUCUGUACUAUCCUUGCGAAACCGCUGAAGACGAGAUUGUUCACACUGUUGUUCUCUAUGCCGUAGCUUUGCUGCUCUUUUCCUGUCGGCCACCACGCUUUUCCCAUCCCUUCUUACGGUGCCUUGCUUGCGUUUCCUGGGAGAGAGAGAUAUUCUUGGACUUCCAUUGACUGGUCGCCCAAAAUACAGUGUUUCUUUUUUUUUUCUUCUGCUCGAGAAGCGGUCGCACGAUGUUGUCGACUUCAUUCCUCGUGAUUUCGCUGGUGGCACUUCGCGUGCGCGCGCUCGAAGUAACGAGCGGAUCAUCAUGUGCAGAUAUCUGCGAGGGACCCGGCUUGACGUACUCUAGCGACCUGACAUGCAAAGAUGAGGACUACUCCAGCACGGCCAAGGGCGACACGAUGCACGACUGCCUGGUAUGCGAGAGCACGAGUACCGCCGACACAGGCGAUACCAGCACUCCUCAAAACAACGACAUAUAUUGGUUCCUAUUCAACAUGAAAUAUACGCUCCAGUACUGCUUGUUCCAGUCGAACGACAGCACGCCCAAUCUACCCCAAUGCGAAUCCGACUGUGCUGGGCUAUACCCUGUGCUCCAGAGCUCGUGGUUCUCCCCGACUGCCGCGCAGCAGUAUGAUUACUGCUCGAUCAAUAACACAGCCUUUUCACAACACGCAGAUCAAUGUGCUUCAUGUCUGCAGGCAGGGACUGGGUCCGUGGUAUUGGGCAACUUUCUCAGCGUAAUGAAAUCCGGGUGCGACAACCAGCCCAAUGCGACCAAAGGCGAGACCAUUCCCCUCCAGCGAGCCCUGUUCGACACGGCGACAGUCGCUUCUGGCACAGCCACGCAGACAACGACAACCUCGACAUCUGCAGCACAAACGACGUCCGACGGGUCCGCAGCGACCAUCAUCUCGUCAUCCCCAUCCGGCACAACCUCCUCCUCCGCAACUCCAUCUUCCACAACCGCCGCCGCGGGAGCAGCAGGAGCGCCAGAACCGACAAGCAGCUCCUCUGCACUCAGCGGUGGUGCUGCGGCCGGCAUUGGCGUCGGAUGCGGGUUAGCGGCCAUCGGCGCCGUUGGAGCCCUGGCAUGGUUCAUACUUCGGAGACGACGCAAUCGUCGAACCAUGGCAUCAGGGACCGACUUUGGCAACACCAAGGCCGCGUACGCAGCCCCUCCAUACCAGCAAAUGCCAUCUCCAAACUAUCCGUAUUCUCAGCAAGCACAGCCAGACUACACAUAUGCUCAACAGAUCGGUGGUUCCGAGGUGCACGAAAUCGACUCGAGCGAAACGAAAGCCGGCGCCACCAUCACGAAUGAGCUGGAUGGGCGCCCGAUGAGAUGAGCUCCAAAACGGCGUUAUGGUUAUCAAGUUGGUUGAGCUUACAUUUUCCUCAUUUGAUGCACUUCAAGCGUAAUGGUUUUCCGAUGUUGUACAGCAUAAGAGAUUUGGCAUGUAGAGAGCGGAUAGGUUUUGGAUUGUGCAUGGGGGAACGGAAAGGAUAGACGUCCAGAAAAAGUGUGCUGGUCAUUCCCAAUCGUAUUCCAUUCACAGCUUGAUA
Messenger RNA from Exophiala xenobiotica, 1638 nucleotides. RefSeq lists its product as uncharacterized. The transcript has 3 exons. Bases 303 to 1421 code for a protein of 372 amino acids. Lineage: Eukaryota; Fungi; Ascomycota; Eurotiomycetes; Chaetothyriales; Herpotrichiellaceae. The record is from RefSeq and is a predicted model, not a curated record.